AUGCGCAAGAGCGCGCGGGCGUACACGCGGGUUGUGCUCAGGCUGAGGGCACAGGUCGAGGCGGCGGCGCGCGUGCGUGCCAAGCACGGAUUCGUCCAGAGCCCCGUCGGCGAGCCGGGUGCAGGACCGCCGACGGCGUGGGCGCCGAAUCAAGGGGCGCCGACGGCGCAGGCAAGAAGGCAAUUUUCGCGCUCGUCGAGUCGCGCGCCGUCUCCUACGGAUACGGAAGACUACGCGGUCUCGAGGACGGGCCACUCGCGCUCGCGCUCGCGCGUGUCGAACCGCGCGCCGCAGUCCGUCGCCGAGAAGCGGACGACGGGCGGCGCGUUCCGGUCGCCGCUGUUCAAGCCCGGGCGGGCGGCGCUGCUGCGCGUGUUCGUGCCGAGUCGGGAGGGGAGCUGGUUGAGCGACGAGAGCGUGGUGAGGUGCGAGGAGGAGUUGAGGAAGGCCGCGGCGGGCAUGCGCGGGAUGGGGCUGUUGAAGGUCGGGGACGUGGUGUGGGACGUUGCGGUGGGCGAGGAGGGGAACGUGGGGAGGUUGGUGUGGGACGGGGCGUAUUUGAUCGAUCUGGAUUACACGUACUCGCGCACGGGGGACGUGCCGAAGUACCUGCAUUCGCUGGCGUUCCCGCCGUCGUACUUUCAUCGCGUGAUACGAUCUGCGCCGGCGCCCACGCCCGCUCCGCCGCCUUCGUCCUCGCCUGGGACGCAUACGGACAACUCGGCGGGGACGGCGAAUCCGAUCGUGCACGUCGAUCUGCGACCGUGGGCGGACGAGAUAUGCGGCUCCGUGCGGCUGAUGCAAGAUCGUCUUCGGACGGAGGGUAGGAGGACGGUCGUGCGGUGGGUGCACCGUGCGCGGUUUCAUAUCAGAGGAGGAGGAGAGGGAGGGAUUCCGAUACCGGGCACGGAUGCCGUUGUGGAUCGAGGGUGGUACGGCGCGGUGGUGGUUGAGGCGGAGGGGACGAACGAGGGGUUGGCGGAGUUGAGGGCGCGGUGCGGGGUAGAGAGACAUCCGCGGUAUGGAGAGGCGGAGUGGGAGGAGAGAAAGGUGUUUAGGAUAUUGAGGGAGAGGAGCCGGCCGGGCGAGAUCUGGAUCAGGACUGUGGGGGAGAAGGAACGGCUGAUGUGA
Messenger RNA from Punctularia strigosozonata HHB-11173 SS5, 1131 nucleotides. RefSeq lists its product as uncharacterized. The coding region runs from base 1 to 1131 and encodes 376 amino acids. Lineage: Eukaryota; Fungi; Basidiomycota; Agaricomycetes; Corticiales; Punctulariaceae. The transcript has 3 exons. The record is from RefSeq and is a predicted model, not a curated record.